UCUUCCUUUUCUACCACCACCUACGUUCAAGUUGAAUUCAACAUUGACCGCCGACAAGCGAGCCUCGCGCAGUGCAAAAGGCGCGCACGUAUCGCCGCGUUAUGAAAAAAUGAAUUGGCCCGUCAAUCUCGCGUGUGUUGUCGUGCCCGUAAUCGCGUAAUGCGAACAUCACGUUCAUGGGGUGUCGGGGUGUCGCCUUAGCAUGAGCAUUUCUCAAGACAGCGCCGCUACGAUCGUGUGCAGGGAGGUUUUCGACGAGACAUCUCAUCCGACGAACGAAGAGCUGCUGGAUUAUGCAAAACGUCUGGGAAUUGAUCCCGAUGCGGAACCGCAUCUUCUGGACUUGGCCCGCGAGGGUCUUAUGGCGGCCCUGCCCAAAGGUUGGUCCCCAUGUUUUCAUGAGGCUAGUGGUGCCUGGUAUUAUUAUCAGGCAUCCACGGGCACCACUACCUGGGAACACCCCCUUGACGCAGUUUACAGAGGACUUGUGGAGCAGGCUAGAACCGGCAACAAGAGGCAAAUGAGCCUUGAAGAAGAUUCAAAGACUACAGCAAAGGAUCUUGAAUCUCAUGAGGACGCAACCUUGCCGAAAGAAACUUUAAAAGAAACUGCUACCCUAAAGGAAACUACUAAAGAGACUAAUCAUCCAAAACCUGGCAUGGUGGGCACCAAAAUUCCCAUGAAAUUGGCGCCUCUACGGAAAAUCGAAAAAAUCGACGGCUCGCGUAGAAGGGAUCGUCCCUCGUCUUUCGAUAGGCUUCAAUCAAGAAGAGAAAGUGAUUCGAGAUCUGACAACAUAAUAUCCUUGUCAAGCGAUCGGGCCGCCAGGGAUUACACAAAUUUGAAAUUUCAAGAUCCAAAAUUUUAUGAAUGUCCAAAAUUGCUAGAAAAAACAGAUACGAUUGCGGCAACGACGACAACAACAACGGUACCUACGAAGAAAGAGCUCGACUUGAAGGAAGUAUUAAAGAGAUCCGAAUCGCUGAGUCCGUGGCACGAGAAAGAUUGGGAACAGCUAUCCAGCAAGUUUAGUUCCGAGGAGAACAUAAUUGAUAUCGAUAAACUUAGCGCCAGCACGCUGGCCAGGCCGGAGAAGCCCGAGAAGUUCGACAAAGAAAAGCAUCCAAGCCAGUUAGGCCAACAAAAGGAGUUGACCCUUAGUGGUGGCGGUUCGAUGUUUCUAAAAAGUAACAGGAGCAGGGAUAACACACCUAGUCAAGAUGGCGGUAAAUUAGAGGACUUCCAGGCAUUGAUGAUCUCCGACGAAAUUAAUAAUGCUGCCGGAGAUAGGCUCAAAUCCAUUCUGAGAGAGAAACAAUUGGACGAUGACGAUCGACCACUGGAUGAGGAACGCAAAAGCGUGCGGUUUGACUUGGAAAAGGAGAUCAACUUUAAUUUUACAUAUUCAGAGUCCGAGGACGACUGGGAGUCCGAAUCUGAAGAUAAGAAUCCGCAGAUAUCGGCUGUGAUCAGCAAUAAAAUUACUGGUUCUAUUUUAUCAUCGCGGAAACCAAUUUCGCAAAAUUCCGAAGACAACAAUGACGACAACAAGAACGACUAUCCUGACGAGAAAGAUUGGGAUAAAAUGGAUUCGGAGAUUAACAAGCAGCGUCUGCCUUUGGAGAAGAUCGAGUCCAUGUCGAAAAAUGCAAAGAUAGUUGGUAAGAGAUUCCUCGUGCAAAACGUUUCGGAGAACGAGCAUCAUACUCAGAUGACCAGGAACAGUCUAGAAAUAGACAAUAGUCUCGAUUAUUUGCCUAACAAAUUAAGCGAGAAAGUGAAAAAUAUCGAUUUGGUGUCGAAAAGCGAAACAGAUUGCAGCACUGCAAAAAGCAGUGAUUCCGAUGAGAUACGCAGAACAAGAUCGAUUAUUGAAAAGGCAAGACACGUGACAAACCGCUUAUCAAAUUGGCAACUUGAAGACGAUGAAUCAUCCGAUAUGUCAAAAGUCAGUCACCACUAUGCGCAGAAGGAGCGAUUUGUUAGACCUAAACUAGAAUAUUCUCGAAGUAUUGACGAUAUGAAAGUGAAAAUGAACAGAGAACACGAAAAAGAACUUGAAGCUUUCAAGAUCGAGCUCGAAGUUAAAUUGCAGGAAAAGAAAAAGGAACUUGAAGAAAAUUUUGCGCAGCAAAAGCUCUUAAUACAGCAAUAUUUGGAUCAAAGAUUAGAAGAGGUGAAGCUGGAAAUGGCUCAAAAGGAAGAGCAGGAAAUUCAAGCAUUAAUUGCUGAAAUGGAUCAAGCUAGGAUAGAGAAUUUGAAAAAAGUCCGUACGGAGUUGGAAGCCUGUUAUGAGAAAGAGAGACAAGAAAUAUUGGCAAACUUGAAAACAGAACUUGAUGAGAGAAAAAAAGAGCUUUUGGAGUUAAGAAAUCAGGAGAUGGGCAAGCUGGAGAACGAGCAUGAGCGUGAUCUGGGAGAGGAAAAGCUCGCAAAGCUGAAUGAAUAUGAAUUGAGAAAACAACAGACGGAAAGUAUCGAAAUCCUAAAGAAAGAACUGGAAAAAGAACUCGAAGAUUUACGAAACGAAUUAAGAAUGCAGCAACGAGAGAAAAUUACUAAAUUCACUGAAGAUCACGAACAGUGCCUAGCCGAGAUUCUUCGUGAUUUUAGAAUGGAUGAAGCUCUUGCUCGUAAGAUGUAUAAAGAGCGACUAGAAGAAAUCCGCGCGGAUUUCGCGCGGGAAACAGAGAAGGAGGCAAGGAAGCAGACCGAGCGGGUUCUUCAGGAUAGCAUAGAUUUUGAAAAGAUGCGUUGCGAGAAGCGGCUGCUGCAGGACAAGUAUACGGCGCUCAAAGAGAAGUACAUGAAAUUGAAGAACGAUGUUCGCCUCGCGGUCGAGAGAAGGAGCAGGAGAAAAGAGGGAUAUACCACGGCCUCGGAAACCGAGAGAUCGACAUCCACCAGGACGAAGACGGAUAGGACCGAGUCGUCAGAACAAAAUACUCCGCUGAAGAACGCGAACUCGAGCCCAGUGACAAACGCGAAAUCGCAGGAGGGGCAGAAUACGAGCGAACAAGUCGGAGAGCAAAACGAUCCGGACAAUUCGAGGAGUCAGAGAGCGGCAGCGGGGUUUCAGAAACGCGUAACCGCCGUCGCUGACUCGAAGAGCGCAGCAAAAUUUGAAUCUGACGACACUACCACCGCCAGCGAGACGAACACUAACAUGAUGAUGAUGAAGAAGAAGAAGAGCUUUAGUAAGAAAGUCGCUCCGAGCGCGGGUCGCUCAAACGGUGGCAGUAACAACAAUCCCGUGGAGAACCCCGUGGAGAAUAUCAGGAAGCAGCUAAAGAAGCUGGAAGAUCUCGGCGAUCAAUUGCCGAGCAACGAAACGGCCUAUACAGUGCGAUAUCCUUUCCAAGAUAAAGCGCCGGCGAAUGCCUCUUCGGAGCUGGAAUUCUUCCGACAUCGGAUCCAUGUGGAGAGGGACUCGGUGAGGAGAGCUCGCGAAGCGCUGAGACAACAGAGAAGUGCCUUUCAGGGUAGGCAAAGAGCUUGGAAACAACGGAGCGCGAGGGCCACUCUGGAACAAUUGGUGCAGGAGGAACGCGAGCUUUCUGAUAUGGAGGUGAGUUUGCAUCGCACCAGAAGCCUUCUGGGUGAGAAGGUCAUUCAUCUAAAACACCUGGAACAGUCUUUGGAACGAGUGGCAAACGACAAGCGAAAUGAAAACGACGCGUCUUCCAUAAAAAAUGAUGAACUGACACUGAGCGAUAUGUCGAGUGCCAGCAGCGGUUUCAGCUCGACUGAUUUGGGAACUGAUACUUUUAUAGAUAAGCCAGAUCAUUAUCAAGAAUCUACUGAAAUCAUCGCAAGUUUAGAGAAUUUGAACUCAGAAAUACGAGAGAUUUGGGAUGUCUUGAACAAACGCCAGGAUAGCAGCAACAUACCUCCAACACCGGCUCUUAUGUACUCUUAUUUGCGAUGGUUGCGGUUUCAUCAUCUCACCGCGCAACCUAACAGCAUGCAAGGUGCCUUUGGUACGCCCAAUAUACAAUCCAACAUUUUAUCUCAAUUAACCGUUGCGCAACCUCCUACUACCACGACUCAGAAUAUUAUCGCUCAAUACGGUCCUAAUAGCGGCUUUACCACGAGCGUUGGUACAGUCGAGAGAAACGCUUCGAAUUUGAUGGAAAGGACCAGAAACCUAAGAGAUUGGCUACGCCAAGCUCGUGUCGAAAACACCGACCUGAUCAGUCCAGGUCAAGCAACCCUCUAAAUUAACGUCUCGAAAAAAGUUUCCUCUUUUUUCUAAAUCUCUUUCCUUCUGCAAAAUUAAUCUUUAUUCUCAAUUAAUCGUAUGGCUUUGAAUCAAAUAUUAGUUGAAGAUGUAUAAUAUUAUUUAAUUAGGGAUAAUUAGUUAGCGUAAUAUUUUAUAUAUUUAGAAUAGUUUAUUGUGCAAUGUACUUCUCAAGUUUAUUCAUAUUUUACGUUUUUACGGAUUAUAUAAUUAAGAAUCAAUUGGAAACAAUUUUGCAACCUCUCGUUAGAAAUUGUCAAAUCCUUUUGAAGUGAUAAUCCUGUCCGGCACACGAAUGUCUAUUCCCGAUUUGUACGGAUUUCAAAUUUGCGCUCGCUUGCUGCUCCGAAUCUUGUUUCCUUCGUUAUCGAAUCGAUGAUCAAAAACUAUCAAGAAUAUUGUAUGUAUCAUUGUGCGACAAAUAAUUCACGUGUGAGAGAGAAUAAAGUUGAACGUGAUAAUGUGAUGUAAAUGCAUGUAAUUUCCAAUUAUCAUUUAUAUAUAGCACCAUUCUUUAAUUAUUCGAGCUUCAGACAUGGAUUUAAUUAAUCACUCCUUGAUAAAUUUGAAUCAAUUUGAUCGAUAAAUUCGAUUGAAUUUUUAAAAUUUUAUAGAUUGACAUUACACACACAUACAGACACACGCCACAACACUACAUAAUUCAAAUAAAUUCAAAUUCAAUUUAAAUAAAACGUCUCAAGUGGCGAGUUUCUCGCCUCCUUAAGUUUUUUUAGAACAAAAUAUUGUGAAUAAACAAAGAGUGAAUAUUAUUCUGCACGACA
Formica exsecta is the source of this 5022-nucleotide messenger RNA. RefSeq names its product trichohyalin (gene Cep164). Gene Ontology annotation, molecular function: protein binding. Bases 203 to 4219 code for a protein of 1338 amino acids. The record is from RefSeq and is a predicted model, not a curated record. Lineage: Eukaryota; Metazoa; Arthropoda; Insecta; Hymenoptera; Formicidae. The transcript has 11 exons.